This is a messenger RNA of Bactrocera neohumeralis, 512 nucleotides long. RefSeq lists its product as uncharacterized. The coding region runs from base 102 to 389 and encodes 95 amino acids. NCBI's taxonomy places the organism in Eukaryota, Metazoa, Arthropoda, Insecta, Diptera, Tephritidae. The transcript has 2 exons. The record is from RefSeq and is a predicted model, not a curated record.
GAGUUUAUAAAAAGCGCAAAGCGCAUGGGAAUCGCGAAACAUUUACGUGUCAAACGUGAGCUUGUUCCAGACAACUGAUAUCAAUAGCGAUAAUCUAUAAAAUGAAAACCCUCAUUGUGUGUAGCAUUCUAAUGACGCUCGCAUUGGCCCAUCCUCAACGUGAAGGAGCAGCCUAUACUAAUGAAGCCAUACGCCAGGCACAGCAGACUUUUCUCAUACCAAAAGAUGCACAAAUUCAAAAUGUGCAAGAAGGUAUUGAACUGGGUGCAUACGAGGCGAUUCCCGGAAAUCAGCGGAUAAAUCUAUUCGAAAUCCUCGGUGAUCAAGUGCCAUCUGAAGUUAUUAACAACCUUCAGUCACAAGUCGAUCAGAUUGGUAGGAAUAAGUAAACUCGAAUUGUUAACUAAGUUUUAAUUAAAAUAAUUUUUGUUUUCCCUUGUAAAAUUUUUAUGUUAAUCUUUGGCAAUUUUAUUUUUGUUUACAUAAAAUAUACAAACAUACCUAAACUAAAA